AUGUGCUUUGGCACGAGCUCUGGACAAUUAAGUCAAUUGGCACACUAUGGUCCUAUUGGUGCCAUCUCUCUGAUAAUAUGGAUAACUAUUAGUGCUUUUAAUUGUCUUACUCAAUGGUUUCCACCGGAUAGUAAAGAUAUAUUAAGUGUGAUUAAUUUUCUCAUUUUUUGGAUAUGGCCUGUUGUGAUCUUUUACAAUUAUUUUCGUGCUGUCUUUGUUGGUCCUGGAUUUGUACCAAAAGGAUGGAGACCAGCAAAAGUUGAAUAUGAAAAAUAUUUACAAUAUUGUGAUGUAUGUGAAGGUUUCAAAGCGCCACGUGCACAUCAUUGUAAGAAAUGUGGUCGAUGUGUUAUGAAACUUGAUCAUCAUUGUCCAUGGAUAAAUACAUGUACUGGUCAUUUGAAUCAUGCAAAUUUUUGUUGGUUUAUGUUCUAUGCUAUACUUGGUUGUACACAUGCAUUAUUAAUGCUUUGUCCAUGUAUAUAUAGAGCACUAUUUGCUCAAUAUUAUAUAUAUGCUCGUAUAAAAAAUGUUCCAAUUAUCUAUUUUACAUUUGUUGGUUUAAUAUCAUCUAUACUUUCCAUUGGUCUUGCACUUGGUGUUAUAUUUGCUGUUGCAUUUUUAUUAGUUGUUCAAUUACGAAGUAUUAUGCGUAAUAAAACAGGUAUUGAAAGUUGGAUAUUACGUAAAGCACGUGAUCGUAAUCAUCGUCGUGCAAAAGAAUUUAUUUAUCCAUAUGAUCUUGGUUUUAAAGAAAAUCUUCGUCAAGUAUUUAAUUGGAGAGAAUCAUAUAAUGUUAUAGGUGAUGGUUUAAUAUGGCCUAUACGUGAUGGUUCGGAUGAGUAUGCAUUAACACGUGAACAAAUUGAACAAAAAAAAGAAAAACGUCAACGUACUGUUCGUUAUGAAGUUGUACAAUCAUUUAAAGGUUCAUUUAUAACAUUACGUUAUGGUUUAUGUACAUGUAUAUGUAUACCUUGUACGGAUGAAACUCGUAUGGCUGUUGAAAAAGGUGAUUAUGUUCUUGUUACACGUUGGGAAAAAUAUUGGUUAUAUGGUGAACGUGUUAUGGCUAAUGAAACAAAUAAAAAUGAUAAUAUUAAAAAUUUUCGACGUCGUCGUCCACGUGGUUGGUUUCCACGUUGUUGUGUAUAUGAAGCAUUUCGAAUGGAAGAUUUAUGGUCAGGAAAAAUCGAACCCGAUAGUGAUGUUGUACGUGCUCAACUAGUUAAUUUUGCUCCUGAAGACUGUGCUGAUAAUGAUGAAGAACAUGUUGAACAAAAUGAAGAAAGUCAAUCAGAUGAUACAACAUCAACAUCAGUAUCAUCAUCAUCAUCAUCAAAAGUAUUAAAACAAAGAAAAAGUCGAAAAGAAGAUUAA
This is a messenger RNA of Rotaria sp. Silwood2, 1380 nucleotides long. The record is from the annotation of a GenBank genome assembly. NCBI's taxonomy places the organism in Eukaryota, Metazoa, Rotifera, Eurotatoria, Philodinida, Philodinidae.